Messenger RNA from Mus pahari (shrew mouse), 1269 nucleotides. RefSeq names its product vomeronasal type-2 receptor 116-like. NCBI's taxonomy places the organism in Eukaryota, Metazoa, Chordata, Mammalia, Rodentia, Muridae. The annotation marks the transcript as partial. Gene Ontology annotation, cellular component: membrane. The transcript is spliced from 3 exons. Gene Ontology annotation, biological process: G protein-coupled receptor signaling pathway. The record is from RefSeq and is a predicted model, not a curated record. Gene Ontology annotation, molecular function: G protein-coupled receptor activity.
CUUAACACUUUCCUGAAGGAUAUUGAAGUGAAAGACAAAAGGAGUUUAGAUUGGAGACAAACAAUAGAUACAGAGUAUGACAUUCUUAACAUUUGGAAUUUACCAAAGGGCCUUGGAUUGAAAGUGAAAAUAGGAUCCUUUUCUGCAAAUGCUCCCCAGGGUCAACAGUUGUCUCUAUCUGAACAGAUGAUACAAUGGCCAGCAAUAUUUUCAGAGAUCCCUCAGUCUGUGUGCAGUGAGAGUUGUGGGCCUGGAUUCAGGAAAGUAACCCUGGAGGGCAAGGCCAUCUGCUGUUACAAGUGCACUCCUUGUGCAGACAAUGAGAUUUCUAAUGAGACAGAUGUAGACCAGUGUUUGAAGUGUCCAGAGAGAUAUUAUGCAAAUGCAGAGAAGAGCAACUGCUUCGAAAAAUCUGUGAGGUUUCUGGGCUAUGAAGACCCCUUGGGGAUGGCAUUAGCAAGCAUAGCUUUAUGCUUNUCUGCACUCACUGCCUUUGUUAUUGGCAUCUUUGUGAAGCACAGAGACACUCCUAUUGUCAAGGCAAAUAAUCGAGCUCUGAGUUAUAUUUUACUCAUCACACUCACCUUCUGUUUCUUAUGUUCUAUGAACUUUAUUGGUAAGCCAAACCCAGCUGCCUGCAUCCUCCAGCAGACCACCUUUGCAGUUGCUUUCACUAUGGUUAUUGCUACUGUGUUGGCCAAAUCUAUUACUGUGGUCCUUGCCUUUAAGGUCAGUUUUCCAGGGAGAAUGGUAAGGUGGCUAAUGAUAUCAAGGGGUCCAAACUACAUCAUUCCUAUCUGCACCAUGAUCCAACUUCUCAUUUGUGGAAUAUGGAUGGCAACAUCUCCUCCAUUCAUUGACCAAGAUGCUCAUACAGAAUAUGGACAUAUCAUCAUUUUUUGCAACAAGGGCUCAGCUGUUGCCUUUCAUUCAGUCCUUGGAUACCACUGCUUAAUGGCCCUUGGGAGUUAUGCCAUGGCCUUCUUGUCUAGAAAUUUGCCAGAUACAUUCAAUGAAUCCAAAUUUCUGUCAUUCAGUAUGCUGGUGUUCUUCUGUGUCUGGGUCACGUUUCUUCCUGUCUACCACAGCACUAAAGGGAAGGUCAUGGUAGCCAUGGAAGUAUUCUCUAUCUUGGCUUCCAGCACAGCACUCCUUGCCUUCAUAUUUGGUCCCAAGUGUUACAUUAUCUUGUUGAGACCAGACAAGAAUUCAUUUAGUCAUAUCAAGAAGAAAACACCUUCUAAAAGGAAGAAUUUUCCUAAAAUAUAG